GGCAGACCACAGUUAUCUCCUCUACGGGGCCCAAUAGAGGGAAAGAAAAUAAAAAAUGAGGACUCAGAACACUCUGAAGAAAUUAGUGAGAAUGGUGAACUUCCUGAUCUUGACUACCUGAGUACCAUGACUCACAUUGUGUUGGUGGAUCUGGACAACUGGGGAAGCUUUUUUACACAGCUGCCAGCUAAUCUGAACCAAGGGACUUUUAUCUGGGGUUUUCAAGGAGGAUACAGCAACUGGAAGCCUCCAGUGCAUUGCAAAAUUUACAACUAUCUUAACAGAAUUGGAUGUUUUUUUCUUCAUCCACGUUGCAGUACCAGAAGAGAAGCAGCAGACUUUGCUCUCUGUGUUCAUGCUGGUCGUCUGGAUGAGCACCUGCCCAAGCAAAUUCCUUUCACUGUACUUUCUGGAGACAAAAGCUUCCUGGAGCUGGAAAACCAAUUUAAAAUGACUCAGCGGUCAGCUUGCAUCCUGAAUCCUCACCAGAUUGAAGGAGACAUGAUGUGUGCCUUGCUAAACAGCAUUUCAGAUACCACAAAAGGUUCAGAUAGUGAAGAGGAUGAAGAUAUGAAAGAAACAAUGAAGAGGAGCUUAGAAGAAAUAAACAAACAGGAAGGACUGCAAGGUGCAGGACUGCAAGGUGCAGGACUGCAGGAUGCAGAACUUCAGGAUGCAGAACUGCAGGAUCCAGAACUGCAAGAAGCUAUCAAAAGGAGCCUUGAGGAAAUGUAAAUGAAGAUACUUCAGUACACUAACACCAUGUUAUUGGAACUGCUCACAAAAAUGCAAGCUUGCUCAUCUAUUUACAAGGUUUCAGAAAUACCACUUUAAAAACAUGUCUGUAUCUGGAAUUGUUGAUUUAUAAUCUGAUUUCCUCUGUCAUACUGAUAGACAGUUGGAGUUUAUUCAUAUUCAUGGCAAUGUAUUCUGUUUGAUUAAAAAUAAAUUUUUGAGCCUUUU
Molecule: messenger RNA, 963 nt
Organism: Malurus melanocephalus (red-backed fairy wren)
Lineage: Eukaryota; Metazoa; Chordata; Aves; Passeriformes; Maluridae
Product: E3 SUMO-protein ligase ZNF451-like
Exons: 6
Coding region: 127-735 (202 amino acids)
Source: RefSeq, a predicted model, not a curated record